Messenger RNA from Penaeus chinensis, 3397 nucleotides. Its product is annotated as cell death abnormality protein 1-like. Lineage: Eukaryota; Metazoa; Arthropoda; Malacostraca; Decapoda; Penaeidae. Bases 147 to 3029 code for a protein of 960 amino acids. The transcript is spliced from 25 exons. The record is from RefSeq and is a predicted model, not a curated record.
CUUGGCCCUCUGGUACUUCGUUGUAGACUCGUCUCUUCCUCUGCCUUGUUCACGCUCCUCGAAGCGACUGCCUAUCGGUCUUCCCCCAACAGAAGGCCAACGAGGAGCUUCAGGUUUGGGUUCGGCGGUUCGAGAUUGCCUUUGCGAUGGAGUGGAGGAUCGUCGUCCUGCUGUUCGUCGCGGCUGCCGUGCUGGCGCUGGCGGACGCGGACAAGAGGUGCUCGAAAAUCGGUGGAGAUUGCGUGGCAGAUGGCGACUGCCCCAAGACGCUGGAGGCGGAUGGAGCUUGCAGAAAACAACUCGUCUGCUGUAAAAAAGGCAAGAAUGUCGAGAACGAAGGUAAAAAAGGCAAGAAGGUCGAGAACGAAGGUAAAAAAGGCAAGAAGGUCGAGAACGAAGGUAAAAAAGGCAAGAAUGUCGAGAACGAAGGUAAAAAAGGCAAGAAUGUCGAGAACGAAGGUAAAAAAGGCAAGAAUGUCGAGAACGAAGGUAAAAAAGGCAAAAAGGUCAAGAACGAAGGUAAAAAAGGCAAAAAGGUCAAGAACGAAGGUAAAAAAGGCAAGAAGGUCAAGAACGAAGAAUUUUCUCUUUCAAAACCAGGUGGAAAGAGCAAGAAGGUCGGACAUAAAAAAGGCAGAGGAUUGGGAGUACAAGGAAAGCAAGGUAAUGCCAAUUGCGAGCCAAGGCCUCGCUGUGAUCGAAACAACGGCACCUGCGUCGAGAGGUCGUGUUCUUCGACCGAAACUGCCAUCGCCGGCGGUUGUCGUGGAUCCGACUGCACCUGCUGCGUUAACGGAUGCAUUCCACGCUCCCGUUGCAACAGGAGACAGGGGACGUGCGUAAAACGACAAUGCAACGCGAACGAAAAGUUGAUCAAGAAUGCGUGCAAGGGCAAGGACACAGACUGCAAUUGCUGCGCGCCACAAGGAACUUGCAAGACGCAUAAAAAAUGUUCCCGCCUAAAUGGGGAAUGCGUGCCGGCUGGCGAGUGCGACGAAGCAGAGGAAUUCCAGGGAGGCUGCUCGAAAGGAUGCGUGUGUUGCGGCACGGAUUGCCCUGCCCGAAAAAGGUGUACAAAGAAUGGAGGUGUUUGUGGCAAGGAAGAGUGCGGUGCCGACGAGAGGGAAAUUCCUGGAGGCUGCAAAAACAAAAUCUGCAAAUGUUGCGCUGGCGGCUGCACAACUACUAGUAAAUGUACGGACUGGGGUGGCACUUGCGUACAGCCGGAAGAGUGCAAGUUCGACGACGUGGAUGGAAAGGGUUGCAAGAAAAAGGAAGGGUGUGUCUGUUGCACAGAUGGAUGCAGACCCAAAGCGAAGUGCGAGAGGCGAGGAGGAGAGUGUAUUGAGGGCAAGUGUGGCAGCAACACCAGGGAGAUAAAACAAGGGUGCCUCAAGCCCUCCUGUUCCUGCUGCGCUCCUGUAGCGGAGUGCAAGAAAUCAACCAAAUGCGAGAACCGAGGAGGCACGUGCGUCACGGCGUCGGAAUGCGAUGACCAAGGCGCCAAGAGGAGGGGCUGCGGCAAAGGGUGCUUGUGCUGUAACGAAGAUUCCAGUGGCGUCACCUGCAAGAAAUCAACCAAAUGCGAGAACCGAGGAGGCACGUGCGUCACGGCGUCGGAGUGCGAUGACCAAGGCGCCAAGAGGAGGGGCUGCGGCAAAGGGUGCUUGUGCUGUAACGAAGACACAGGUACAGUUUGCACGGCGGACAACAACUGCCCGGGAGACUGCAAGAAAAAUUGUUCCGCAAACGAAUUUGUAGUUGAAAACGUCUGCAGUAAUGAUUGCAAAUGUUGCGUUCCUGUCCCUGCGAGUUGCGCGGCGUCGCCGAACACCUGCAAGGGGAGUUGCAUCAAAACGACAGAUUGCAAAGAUGUCGACCUCAUUUCCAACUCCUCCUGUGAUGACCUCGGCUGCUCGUGCUGUCUGGCCUGCACUAUAGGGGCCAACUGCACAGCUCAGAGAGGUACCUGUCGCCAGAACUGUUUGGACACAGAAUCGGUACUUGCCAAUGGAUGCUCGGGCUUCAACUGCAAAUGCUGUGUUCCUGCCAACGUAACUUGCCCGGCCACACCUGCCACUUGCAAAGGAAAGUGUAUGGACGACCGGAUGUGUGGUUUAAGCGAACGUAUUGCGAAUUCCUCUUGUACUGGAGAAUUUUGCACAUGUUGCACGGACUGCACUCAUCUGACCAACUGUACCACGGAAAGAGGAGUCUGUCGCCAAAACUGCUUAAGUGGAGAAUCAGAAGUUACGAAUGGAUGUUCAGGCUUCAACUGCAAGUGUUGUAGACCUGCCGAUGCAACGUGCCCGGCCACACCCGCCACCUGUCAGGGAUUGUGUAAGGACAGUAGACGGUGCGCUGUAGCUGACCGCAUUGCAAAUUCAACAUGCACUGGGGAAUUCUGUACUUGCUGCAUAAACUGCACUAGUCAAGCCAACUGUACCGCGGAAAGAGGAGUCUGUCGCCAAAACUGCUUAACUGGAGAAUCAGAAGUUAUGAAGGGAUGUUCAGGCUUCAACUGCAAGUGUUGUAGACCUGCCGAUGCAACGUGCCCGGCCACACCCGCCACCUGUCGGGGAUUGUGUAAGGACAGUAGAAAGUGCGCUACAGCUGACCGCAUUGCCAAUUCAACAUGCACCGGGGAAUUUUGCACGUGCUGCAUAAACUGCACUAGUCAAGCCAACUGUACCGCGGAAAGAGGAGUCUGUCGCCAAACCUGCUUGGCUGGAGAAUCAGAAGUUACGAAUGGAUGUACAGGCUUUAACUGCAAGUGUUGUAGACCUGCCGAUGCAACGUGCCCGGCCACACCCGCCACCUGUCAGGGAUUGUGUAAGGACAGUAGAAGGUGCGCUGCAGCUGACCGCAUUGCCAACUCAAACUGCACCGGAGAAUUUUGCACGUGCUGCAUAAACUGCACUAGUCAAGCCCAACUGUACCGCGGAAAGAGGAGUCUGUCGCCAAACCUGCUUGGCUGGAGAAUCAGAAGUUACGAAUGGAUGUACAGGCUUCAACUGCAAGUGUUGUAGACCUCCCGAUGCAACGUGCCCGGCCACACCCGCCACCUGUCAGGGAUUGUGUAAGGACAGUAGACGGUGCGCUGCAGCUGACCGCAUUGCCAACUCAAACUGCACCGGAGAAUUUUGCACGUGCUGCAUAAAUUGCACUCCGCUAAGCACUUGCACCGAUCAAAGGGGCGUUUGCAAGCAGACUUGCACACAAGGCGAAAAGGAAAUUAACAACGGAUGUUCAGGCGCCGGUUGCAAAUGUUGCUCUCCUCCUCCUGCAACCUGCCCUGCCACAUCCACAUGCCAGGGAAAGUGUGUGGAUUCCAGAGAGUGUAAUACAACUAACGUCAUAACUGGUUCAACAUGCACUGGUGGUAACUGUACCUGUU